This is a messenger RNA of Siniperca chuatsi (mandarin fish), 2411 nucleotides long. It is a transcript of the gene draxina, whose product is annotated as dorsal inhibitory axon guidance protein a. The record is from RefSeq and is a predicted model, not a curated record. Lineage: Eukaryota; Metazoa; Chordata; Actinopteri; Centrarchiformes; Sinipercidae. The transcript has 7 exons. Gene Ontology annotation, cellular component: extracellular region. Gene Ontology annotation, biological process: axon guidance; Wnt signaling pathway. The coding region runs from base 258 to 1385 and encodes 375 amino acids.
GCGCACUCGGGAGUGCGCACACGGAGCCGGUGGUGACUCUCCUCCUCUUAAGAAGCAGGAGACAGUCCGGAUGCUCGGCACAUCCCGGGGUGCACGGAGAGCGGACCACAGAGGUGCUGCUGUGUUUCGGUCCUGUCCGCUGUCAGCCUGCAGCCAUAUGACUGAGCUGCUAUUCAAACCAUAAACAACAACAAAGGAAAACAACAACAACAACAACAACAAACAAACGCGGCAGGUGCCGUUGUGCUUCACAGACAAUGGCUCUCUCCUGGAGUCUUCUCCUGGCGUUCUUGUUUGCCACCCUGGUACUGUCGCACAGCGCUGAGCCCGGAGCCCCUCACGGCAAGAGGAGACAGGCACAGACCUCAGCAGGAGGCAGCAACACCCUACAGUACCCUCUGCAAGGUCUACAUGGCCACCGUUUCAGCAGGGACCGUGGAGGGCACGGGGGCCAGGGGGCCCGCGCUUCCAAAGGUGGAGCUGGGCUGCUCUCCCACAGGCCCCUGCACGCCCUGGCCAGGCCUGAGGAUGAUGGGACAGGCCUGGAGAGUUUGAGCCCGGUGAGACUGGAGAUUGGCCCGGGCAGGGACAGAGACAGAGUUCGAAUGAGUAUGAAGAGUCCAUCCCAGACCCGGGAAAACGACCUUCUGGGGACACGCAAGGGAAGGGGGCAUGGACACGGGAAUGGGCAUGGACACCAUUUUGAGCACAGGAGACAAGGGAGUCGGCGUGAGAGGGGGCGGCAUGGAAAAGGGUUUCUUCCUGAGCCUGAGCUGAGCGCUGCGUUUAAGGACAGAGAUCUGUUCGAUGAUCCUCCCUCAUCUGCUGCCUCCCCCUCCCUCAGUGUAACCCCGCCCAGUGAACCCCCCUCCCCCAUCGCCGCCGUCUUUGGCUCCGGCUCCUCCAUGGUUACCACGGUGAUGAACGAGCAUCCCCCAACGCUGCCCCCGGCCACCACCAAACCCCAGAGGUCUGAAAGAGGAAAAGGACAAGGAGAGGUGAUGCCAACAUUGGACAUGGCGCUCUUUGACUGGACAGACUAUGAGGACAUGAAACCUGUGGACACCUGGCCGUCUUCCAAGAAGAAAGACAAGAGGCGGAGUAAGAACCUCAGCAGUGGAAAUGUGACUGUAGAUGCUGAUGCCAUCGAGCCAUGUGACCACCACCUGGACUGUCUCCCAGGUUCUUGUUGUGACCUGAGACAACAUGAGUGUAAACCUCACAACCGAGGCCUCAACAACAAAUGCUACGAUGACUGCAUGUGUGAGGAAGGGUUUCGUUGUUAUGCUAAAUUCCACCGGAAGCGGCGUGUGACCAGGAGGAGGGGUCGCUGCGUGGUACCAGAGUCAGUCAGCAGUGACCAAGGAGGCUUCAUCACUAUCUGAGGAGGAGGAAGUGGAGGAACAGGAAAAAUGAGCCCAUGACAGAGUGCUGAAAGGUGACGGCUUGCUGGUUUUUCAGCUCGACCCCACAAUGUAAAGCAUCCAGAUGUCAACAUCUGGUCACUUAAAACAAAAUAACAUGUGACUUAACUGGAUAUACUGUUUGAAUGUUGCAUUGUGGGAUGAGCCACACCUUCUAAUCCAGCAAAUCACCAUCUUUAAGCACUUAUUUAGUUCAGUUACAAUCCAUCCAUCAGUCUUAAUUCAGUUUUGGUCACUCCAGCGUCACUACAGAAGCAUAUGUACAUGUUGUUAAAAAGAAAACAUGAAGAGGGGCUUUUCAAAACUCACUUAGUCUACAAUGACCAAUUUUUAGACUAUUUGUUUUAAAUUGGCACAAAAGAUUCCCUUGGCUGGAAACACAUCUCUGAGUGAAAUCUGUAAACUCAUAGUUUAUGUGUUAUAUUUACCACAAUUACGGUUGCUGUUGGUUUGGUUUAAAUUUGAGCAAAAGCACCUUUUUCAAAUGUCUCUCACAGUUUUUCCUGCAUCUGAUUGUCUCUGUCUUGCUAAUCUGAGUCAAACAAUGUUUGCAAAUAAUUUUUAGUAUUGAAUUGCUGUGCUUGGAGUCCCAAAUGGGAGGUUUUUACUGCUUUAGGAUCAUUCAAAUUGAGUCAAGUAAGCUGUCACUCACAGAAAUUAUACUAAAAUUACUUUGAAAUAGUUUCUGUGUGAGUUCUCUGCUACAUUUUGUUUCUCAAAAUUAUUUGUAAACACUAUUUGGACCCAGUCUGCUGUCCUGUAUUGUAAAUAUGAAUGUGUUUGAAUUGCCAACAACCUUUUGUUAAAUUGACACCACUUCUCUUCAAAUGUACUUAAUAGUAGAACGAUAAACAAAGAUGCUUGUUUGACCUUCCUUUUACAUGUCUUAAUAUAUGUUUUUAUUUAUACUGUACUUAAAAAUACAUGUUUGUCUAUAAAUUGUGUUUUUUUGUUUUCAUGAUUAAACACUUACUAGGAUAAACACUU